Zea mays is the source of this 1091-nucleotide messenger RNA. RefSeq lists its product as uncharacterized. The transcript has a single exon. The coding region runs from base 128 to 709 and encodes 193 amino acids. The record is from RefSeq and is marked predicted. Lineage: Eukaryota; Viridiplantae; Streptophyta; Magnoliopsida; Poales; Poaceae.
CGGAUAGGAGCGACUAGCGAGAAGCCAAGCGGCUUGGCACCUCAGCCUGCUGCCUCUGCUCGCUCUCUUCGCCCUCUUUCUGCACUAAUCCUCGGCUCAGGCAGCCAAUAUUCUGUCUAGCGUUGAGAUGGCGGACAACGUCCUCAUCGACCGAUCAGCCAGCGGCUUUGAGUUCCGGCGCUGGGCGGCCGGCGACGAGUUCCAGAGCCUCGCCACCAUGAGCGUGCUGCAGCCUGACGCUCGCGGUAUCUACAGUUCCUUACCAUACGUUUCGCCGCUGCCUCCGUUCCAGUACGCGGCGUACCUGCACUCUUCGCUCUCCCUCCCACCGCUGAAUCCUCGCCGCCACCCGCCUCUCCUCCCGCUCCCGCCGGCAGCUGCUGCUAAAGGGAUGAAGCAGGCGGCGCAGAGGAGGACGGGGCCGAGAGAGUGCAAGAGGAAGAAGCCGCCGCGGACGCCGAGGCUGGGGGAAGAGCCUCCGAGCGCGCAGCGCAGGAAGCCGCUGGAGCGUGCCACGCCGCUGCCGCCCGCGCCCGCGGUGCACGAGGCGCUGGACGACCUUGAGCGCCAGGUGACCAUGGGGUUCGUCGAGGACCUCAAGCACGCGCUCGCGCUCGCUCCGCCGCCAAGCAGCCUACCGCUGCCCACCUUCUCACUUGUCAGAGCUGCGGCUGCCGCAGCCAAGGCCGUGCCAUCCUGUACUGUGUAACCACUGCACAGUGCGGCGAGCCAACCCCCGUACCGGCGACGGUAUCCAGCACCGCCAGUCGUCUUCCUUUCUCCAAGACUUUUUCUUUGGAUGGAUCGGAAGAAAAAUGCUACAAGGCAUUAUUCUUUUUCUUUCAUAAAAGAAGGGCGGCUAUUUAAUUACUCCCUUAUUUUCUUUACAGUCCCUUUUUUAUUUCGUCUUAUAUAUGGCUGUGAUGUGAAAGUGAACCUAAUUUAUAUGGUCGUUUGCAUCACAUAUCCAAAGUUAACUUCUUGAUGGGAAGUCUGUUUUUAUUGGCUUGUAUCAAGAAUUCAAGAUUAAGAUAAGUUGUACGCUUCAUUAUGUGUCGGUGACAAAAUACAUACAUUAUGCUUUGUCAUUU